CACACACACCGCUGCUCUUAUAAUGAGCUGAAGUAAUCACAGCGAUGCUCAACAUCCAGCUUUAAUCGACUGUUGGUGAAUGGAAAUCAUUCUGUCGGGAGAAGCGUUUGAUUGGGUCAGCAGCUCCUCUGCACAUGCACAGAGUGUUGCCAAAGCCAAGUACCAGUUUCUCUUCGGAAAGACAGAAGACACAAGCUCAGCAGAUAGCGUCGCCCCUCCGACCCAAGAGAAACAGGGAAGCGGCUCAGGUCUUGAGUCCGCUCUUGAUGACGAUGACAUUGAUGAGACGUCCCUCUUCCAGGAAAUUGACAGGGAGCUGUCAAACCUGUUGAGUGGCCUGACCGCUCGGAGUCAGCAUGCUGCGUCCGGACAGGACUCGAUGUCAGGAAACGCCACCGCCGCCUCACCCAUGAUCCCUUGCAACGGGCAAGACGAAACCCCGCUGUCUCAGCUGGAUAUGGCCAAGCAGGGCCUGGACGUUCAGAACGGCCAGUCCGAGUUAGCAGGAGACUCCCUGCUGUUUGAUUCGUGGUGCGAGGCGCUCAUAAAGGACCCCAGCUCAGUUAUGGCGGCCGCAAACGAGCUGAGCUGCUUCAGCUCUGGGCCCAGUCGAGACCCCAGGAAUGCACUGGCCUGCCAAAAUAAACCUGACGCCAGCCCGACUCCAGCUGCAGCACAUGGGGAGCAGCCCUCAGAGGUGCCCUCCCAAGAAAACGCUGGAAAGGAGAUGGAGGGCAAGAGGGCCGGGUCACCCUUGCCCAGUAGGACAGACGACGACCCCUCGGCAGAACUGGUGGAUGGGUCUCUAGAGGAAUCCAAUAAAAUUCUGGCCGAGAUCCCGGGCAUCUUCAGUGGCUUUCUGGAGGGGGGCAAACUGCGGGACAAGCCGCCGAAGAAGCUGCGGUUUGUGGAGAGCAGGGAGAGCCUUGUGAACGGAGAGAUGCAGAACGGUACGUACCAGAGCUGCAGCGUGAAAGAGGAAGUGACUCUGGACGCGCAGCAUACAGAAGCCACAGGAGUGCCACAGGGGCGCGUGCUGAGACCCGAUCACAAUCCAGCAGAGAACGGCUCAGACAGGUGUUCUGCAGGUGAGAGUGACGCCACAGAUGUCUUCAGCUGCCAGUUUGAGAUCAUCCUGGAGUCGGAGCGUCUGCGGGGGACUCUCUACAGUAGCAUGGACUCGCUGUCCAACCCUGCACCUGAACCCAGCUCUCACAGCGCUCCAGGAGCCUCGUUUGCCUUCGACAUCCCCCUCACUCCCAUGAUUCAGCAGCGACUCAAGGACAGAAGUCUGUUCCUGAGCUCGGAUGCUGAGGUGCUGAGCGUCGCCGCCACGAAGGAGAGCGUCAGGGCAGCUCUGGAGGUGACCUCUUCGUUUCUCUCAGCGGGCCGCGAGGACGCAGGAAACGGUUUAAACGACAAAGACCCCAGAGACUGGCUGCAGGGCUGUUUCAGGUGGAGUCCUUAACCGUGGGAAUGUUU
Sinocyclocheilus grahami is the source of this 1482-nucleotide messenger RNA. Its product is annotated as PH and SEC7 domain-containing protein 3-like. The coding region runs from base 80 to 1468 and encodes 462 amino acids. NCBI's taxonomy places the organism in Eukaryota, Metazoa, Chordata, Actinopteri, Cypriniformes, Cyprinidae. The record is from RefSeq and is a predicted model, not a curated record. The transcript is spliced from 5 exons.